GCCUGUCCUUUUGUCCCCGUCCAGUUUGAGGAGCGGCCGGAGUGUGGGCUGCUGGUAGGCAGCCUGCUGGUCCUGGGCCCUCGGAGGGAGGUGAGACCCAGCAGCCCCUGCCUCCCAGCCUGUGCCCCCAGCCUGCGUGCUGCCCAGAGCCCCCAUAGAGAGAGGUCCCCGCCGCCACCCUCAUGGAUCAGCCACAGUUCAGCGGGGCGCCCCGCUUUCUCACCCGGCCCAAGGCCUUCGUGGUGUCGGUGGGCAAGGACGCCACCCUCAGCUGCCAGAUCGUGGGUAAUCCCACGCCACAGGUGAGCUGGGAGAAGGACCAGCAGCCGGUGGCGGCCGGCGCGCGCUUCCAUCUGGCCCAGGACGGCGACCUCUACCGCCUCACUAUCCUGGACCUGGCGCUGGGCGACAGUGGGCAAUACGUGUGCCGCGCGCGCAAUGCCAUAGGCGAGGCCUUCGCUGCCGUGGGCCUGCAGGUGGACGCGGAGGCCGCGUGCGCCGAGCAGGCGCCGCACUUCCUGCUGCGGCCCACGUCCAUCCGCGUGCGCGAGGGCUCAGAGGCCACCUUCCGCUGCCGCGUGGGUGGCUCCCCGAGGCCGGCAGUGAGCUGGUCCAAGGACGGGCGGCGCCUGGGUGAGCCCGACGGCCCCCGCGUGCGCGUGGAGGAGCUCGGCGAGGCGAGUGCGCUGCGCAUUCGGGCGGCGCGGCCGCGCGACGGCGGCACUUACGAGGUCCGCGCCGAGAACCCGCUGGGCGCUGCCAGCGCCGCCGCGGCGCUAGUGGUGGACUCGGACGCCGCGGACACGGCCAGCCGGCCCGGGACCUCCACGGCCGCGCUCCUGGCGCACCUGCAGCGGCGGCGCGAGGCUAUGCGCGCCGAGGGCGCCCCCGCCUCACCGCCCAGCACCGGCACGCGCACCUGCACGGUGACUGAAGGCAAGCACGCGCGCCUCAGCUGCUACGUGACCGGCGAGCCCAAGCCCGAGACGGUGUGGAAGAAGGACGGCCAGCUGGUGACCGAGGGCCGGCGCCACGUGGUGUACGAGGACGCGCAGGAGAACUUCGUGCUCAAGAUCCUCUUCUGCAAGCAGUCGGACCGCGGCCUCUACACCUGCACGGCGUCCAACCUCGUGGGCCAGACCUACAGCUCUGUGCUGGUCGUAGUGCGCGAGCCCGCGGUUCCCUUCAAAAAGCGGCUGCAAGAUCUAGAGGUGCGGGAGAAGGAGUCGGCCACGUUCCUGUGCGAGGUGCCCCAGCCGUCCACUGAGGCCGCGUGGUUCAAGGAGGAGACGCGGUUGUGGGCGAGCGCCAAGUACGGCAUCGAGGAGGAGGGCACCGAGCGCCGCCUGACCGUGCGCAAUGUCUCGGCCGACGACGACGCGGUGUACAUCUGCGAGACGCCAGAGGGCAGCCGCACGGUGGCGGAGCUCGCAGUCCAAGGAAACCUCCUCCGAAAGCUCCCUCGGAAGACGGCGGUGCGCGUGGGCGACACGGCUAUGUUUUGCGUGGAGCUGGCGGUCCCGGUGGGCCCCGUCCACUGGCUGCGGAACCAGGAGGAAGUGGUGGCCGGGGGCCGCGUGGCCAUCUCCGCGGAGGGCACGCGCCACACACUGACCAUCUCCCAGUGCUGCCUGGAGGAUGUGGGCCAGGUGGCCUUUAUGGCUGGCGACUGCCGGACGUCCACCCAGUUCUGCGUGUCGGCCCCCAGGAAGCCUCCCCUGCAACCCCCUGUGGAUCCUGUGGUAAAGGCCAGGACGGAGAGUUCCGUGAUUCUCAGCUGGUCCCCACCACCCCAUGGGGAACGCCCUGUCACUAUCGACGGCUACCUGGUAGAGAAGAAGAAGCUUGGCACCUACACCUGGAUCAGGUGCCACGAGGCUGAAUGGGUGGCUACACCUGAGCUGACCGUGGCUGAUGUGGCGGAGGAGGGGAACUUCCAGUUCCGAGUGUCAGCUCUCAACAGCUUUGGUCAGAGUCCCUACCUCGAGUUCCCGGGGACUGUCCACCUGGCCCCCAAGCUGGCCGUGAGGACACCGCUGAAGGCGGUGCAGGCGGUAGAGGGUGGCGAGGUCACUUUCUCCGUGGACCUCACGGUGGCCUCAGCGGGUGAGUGGUUCCUGGAUGGGCAGGCCCUGAAGGCCAGCAGUGUGUAUGAGAUCCACUGUGAUCGCACCCGGCACACGCUCACCAUCCGGGAGGUGCCCGCCAGCCUGCACGGGGCGCAGCUGAAGUUCGUGGCCAACGGCAUUGAGAGCAGCAUCCGGAUGGAGGUCCAGGCGGCCCCAGGGCUGACUGCCAACAAGCCGCCAGCCGCAGCUGCCCGGGAGGUGCUGGCUCGGCUGCACGAGGAGGCGCAGCUGCUGGCUGAGCUGUCAGAUCAGGCUGCGGCUGUGACAUGGCUGAAGGAUGGUCGCACACUGUCCCCAGGCCCCAAGUAUGAGGUGCAGGCAUCGGCCGGGCGGUGGGUGCUCCUUGUGCGAGAUGUGGCCCGGGACGAUGCAGGCCUCUACGAGUGCGUCAGCCGCGGGGGCCGCAUCGCCUACCAGCUGUCCGUGCAAGGCCUCGCGUGCUUUCUGCACAAGGACAUGGCGGGCAGCUGUGUGGAUGCCGUGGCUGGGGGCCCAGCGCAGUUUGAGUGUGAGACCUCCGAAGCCCACGUCCACGUGCACUGGUACAAGGAUGGCAUGGAGCUGGGCCACUCUGGUGAGCGCUUCUUGCAGGAGGAUGUGGGGACGCGGCACCGGCUGGUGGCAGCCACAGUCACCAGGCAGGAUGAGGGCACCUACUCCUGCCGCGUGGGCGAGGACUCUGUGGACUUCCAGCUCCGCGUCUCUGAGCCCAAGGCGGUGUUUGCCAAGGAGCAGCCGGUGCGCAGGGAGGUGCAGGCUGAGGCGGGGGCCAGUGCCACGCUGAGCUGUGAGGUGGCCCAGGACCAGAUGGAGGUGACGUGGUACAAGGACGGGAAGAAGUUGAGCUCCAGCUCGAAAGUGCACGUGGAGGCUUUGGGCUGUAUGCGGAGGCUGGUGGUGCAGCAGGCGGGCCAGGCAGACUCCGGAGAGUACAGCUGUGAGGCCAGGGGACAGAGGGUCUCCUUCCGCCUGGACGUUGCAGAACCCAAGGUGGUGUUUGCUAAGGAGCAGCUGGCACGCAGGAAGCUGCAGGCAGAGGCAGGAGCCAGUGCCACACUGAGCUGCGAGGUGGCCCAGGCCCAGACGGAGGUGACAUGGUACAAGGAUGGGAAGAAGCUGAGCUCCAGCUCGAAAGUGUGCAUGGAGGCCACAGGCUGCACGCGCAGGCUGGUUGUGCAGCAGGCAGGCCAGGCGGAUGCCGGGGAGUAUAGCUGCGAGGCUGGGGGCCAGCGGCUCUUCUUCCAUCUGGACGUCAAAGAGCCCAAGGUGGUGUUUGCCAAGGACCAGGUGGCACACAGUGAGGUGCAGGCUGAGGCAGGGGCCAGUGCCACGCUGAGCUGCGAGGUGGCCCAGGCCCAGACGGAGGUGAUGUGGUACAAAGAUGGGAAGAAGCUGAGCUCCAGCUUGAAAGUGCAUGUGGAGGCCAAGGGCUGCAGACGGAGGCUGGUGGUUCAGCAGGCAGGCAAGACGGAUGCCGGGGACUACAGCUGCGAGGCCAGGGGCCAGAGGGUCUCCUUCCGCCUGCACAUCACAGAGCCCAAGAUGAUGUUUGCAAAGGAGCAGUCAGUGCAUAAUGAGGUGCAGGCUGAGGUGGGGGCCAGUGCCAUGCUGAGCUGUGAGGUGGCCCAGGCCCAGACGGAGGUGACGUGGUACAAGGAUGGGAAGAAGCUGAGCUCCAGCUCAAAAGUGGGCAUGGAGGUCAAAGGGUGCACACGGAGGCUGGUGCUGCCACAGGCGGGCAAAGCAGAUGCUGGGGAGUACAGCUGUGAGGCUGGGGGCCAGAGAGUCUCCUUCCACCUGCACAUCACAGAGCCCAAGGGGGUGUUUGCGAAGGAGCAGUCAGUGCAUAAUGAGGUGCAGGCUGAGGCGGGGACCACUGCCAUGCUGAGCUGUGAGGUGGCCCAGCCCCAGACGGAGGUAACAUGGUACAAGGACGGGAAGAAGCUGAGCUCCAGCUCAAAAGUACGCAUGGAGGUCAAGGGCUGCACACGGAGGCUGAUAGUGCAGCAGGUGGGCAAAGCAGAUGCUGGGGAGUACAGCUGCGAGGCUGGGGGCCAGAGAGUCUCCUUUCAACUGCACAUCACAGAGCCCAAGGCAGUGUUUGCCAAGGAGCAGUUGGUGCAUAAUGAGGUGCGGACUGAGGCAGGGGCCAGUGCCACACUGAGCUGUGAGGUGGCCCAGGCCCAGACAGAGGUGAUGUGGUACAAGGAUGGGAAGAAGCUGAGCUCCAGUUCGAAAGUGCGCGUAGAGGCCGCGGGCUGCAUACGGCAGCUGGUGGUGCAGCAGGCAGGCCGGGCAGAUGCUGGGGAGUACACCUGUGAGGCUGGGGGCCAGCGGCUCUCCUUCCACCUGGAUGUUUCAGAGCCCAAGGCGGUGUUUGCAAAGGAUCAGCUGGCACACAGGAAGGUGCAGGCCGAGGCAGGGGCCAUUGCCACGCUGAGCUGCGAGGUGGCCCAGGCCCAGACAGAGGUGACGUGGUACAAGGACGGGAAGAAGCUGAGCGCCAGCUUGAAAGUUCGAAUGGAGGCUGUGGGCUGCACACGGAGGCUGGUGGUGCAGCAGGCAUGCCAGGCGGACACCGGGGAGUAUAGCUGCGAGGCCGGGGGCCAGCGGCUCUCCUUCAGCCUGGACGUGGCAGAGCCCAAGGUGGUGUUUGCCAAGGAGCAGCCGGUGCACAGGGAGGUGCAGGCCCAGGCGGGGGCCAGCGCCACACUCAGCUGCGAGGUGGCUCAGGCCCAGACGGAGGUGAUGUGGUACAAGGACGGGAAGAAGCUGAGCUCCAGCUCGAAAGUGCGCAUGGAGGCUGUGGGCUGCACACGGAGGCUGGUGGUGCAGCAGGCGGGCCAGGCGGACGCCGGGGAGUACAGCUGCGAGGCGGGGAGCCAGCGGCUCUCCUUCCACCUGCAUGUGGCAGAGCCCAAGGCGGUGUUUGCUAAGGAGCAGCCAGCACACAGGGAGGUGCAGGCUGAAGCAGGGGCUAGCGCCACACUGAGCUGUGAGGUGGCCCAGGCCCAGACAGAGGUGACUUGGUACAAGGAUGGGAAGAAGCUGAGCUCCAGCUCGAAAGUGCAUGUGGAGGCUGCAGGCUGUACACAGAGGCUGGUGGUGCAGCAGGCAGGCCAGGCAGACACCGGAGAGUAUAGCUGUGAGGCUGGGGGCCAGCAGCUCUCCUUCCGCCUGCAAGUGGCAGAGCCCAAGGCGGUGUUUGCCAAGGAGCAGCCAGCGAGCAGGGAGGUGCAGGCCGAGGCGGGGACCAGUGCCAUGCUGAGCUGCGAGGUGGCCCAAGCCCAGACAGAGGUGACGUGGUACAAGGACGGGAAGAAACUGAGCUCCAGCUCGAAAGUGCGAAUGGAGACCGUGGGCUGCACACGGAGGCUGGUGGUGCAGGAGGCAGGCCAGGCGGACGCCGGAGAGUACAGCUGCGAGGCCGGGGGUCAGCGGCUGUCCUUCCACCUGCACGUGGCAGAGCCCAAGGUGGUGUUUGCCAAGGAACAGCCAGCACACAGGGAGGUGCAGGCUGAGGCGGGGGCCAGUGCCACGCUGAGCUGCGAGGUGGCCCAGGCCCAGACAGAGGUGAUGUGGUACAAGGAUGGGAAGAAGCUGAGUUCCAGCUCGAAAGUGCGCGUGGAGGCCGUGGGCUGCACACGGAGGCUGGUGGUGCAGCAGGCGGGCCAGGCAGAGGCCGGGGAGUACAGCUGCGAGGCAGGGGGUCAGCAGCUCUCCUUCCGCCUGCAGGUGGCAGAGCCCAAGGUGGUGUUUGCCAAGGAGCAGGCGGUGUUUGCCAAGGAUCAGCCGGCGCACAGGGAGGUGCAGGCUGAGGCAGGGACCAGCACCACGCUGAGCUGCGAGGUGGCCCAAGCCCAGACGGAGGUUAUGUGGUACAAGGACGGGAAGAAGCUGAGCUCCAGCUCGAAAAUGCGUGUGGAGGCCGUGGGCUGCACACGGAGGCUGGUGGUGCAGGAGGCAGGCCAGGCGGAUGCCGGGGAGUACAGCUGCGAGGCUGGGGGCCAGCGGCUCUCCUUCCACCUGCAUGUGGCUGAGCCCAAGGUGGUGUUUGCCAAGGAGCAGCCGGCAUGCAGGGAGGUGCAGGCGGAGGCGGGGGCCAGUGCCACGCUGAGCUGUGAGGUGGCCCAGGGCCAGAUGGAGGUGACAUGGUACAAGGACGGGAAGAAGCUGAGCUCCAGCUCAAAAGUGUGCAUGGAGGCCAGCGGCUGCACACGGAGGCUGGUAGUGCAGCAGGCGGGCCAGGCGGAUGCUGGGGAGUACAGCUGUGAGGCGGGGGGCCAACGGCUGUCCUUCCGCCUGCACGUGGCAGAGCUGGAGCCCCAAAUUUCAGAGAGACCCUGCCGCAGGGAGCCUCUGGUGGUCAAGGAGCAUGAAGACAUCAUCCUGACCGCCACACUGGCCACACCCUCUGCGGCCACGGUGACCUGGCUCAAGGAUGGUGUGGAGAUUCGCCGCAGCAAGCGGCAUGAGACAGCCAGCCAGGGGGACACCCACACCCUGACCGUGCAUGGCGCCCAGGUUCUGGACAGUGCCAUCUACAGCUGCCGUGUGGGCGCAGAGGGGCAGGACUUCCCAGUGCAGGUGGAAGAGGUGGCCGCCAAGUUCUGCCGGCUGCUGGAGCCUGUGUGCGGCGAGCUGGGCGGCACGGUGACACUGGCCUGCGAGCUAAGCCCAGCGUGUGCAGAGGUGGUGUGGCGCUGCGGCAACACACAGCUUCGGGUGGGCAAGCGCUUCCAGAUGGUGGCCGAGGGGCCCGUGCGCUCACUCACUGUGUUGGGGCUGCGCGCAGAGGACGCAGGGGAGUACGUGUGUGAGAGCCGUGAUGACCACACCAGUGCGCAGCUCACCGUCAGUGUGCCCCGAGUGGUGAAGUUUAUGUCUGGGCUGAGCACCGUGGUCGCAGAGGAGGGCGGCGAGGCCACCUUCCAGUGCGUGGUGUCCCCCAGUGAUGUGGCAGUCGUGUGGUUCCGGGACGGUGCCCUGCUUCAGCCCAGCGAGAAGUUUGCCAUAUCACAGAGUGGCGCCAGCCACAGCCUGACCAUCUCAGACCUGGUGCUGGAGGACGUGGGCCAGAUCACCGUGGAGGCUGAGGGCGCCUCAUCCUCUGCUGCCCUGAGGGUCCGAGAGGCGCCUGUGCUGUUCAAAAAGAAGCUGGAGCCGCAGACGGUGGAGGAGCGGAGCUCGGUGACCCUGGAGGUGGAGCUGACGCGGCCGUGGCCGGAGCUGAGGUGGACACGGAACGCGACGGCCCUGGCGCCGGGAAAGAACGUGGAGAUCCACGCCGAGGGCGCCCGCCACCGCCUGGUUCUGCACAACGUAGGUUUUGCCGACCGUGGCUUCUUUGGCUGCGAGACGCCGGAUGACAAGACACAGGCCAAACUCACCGUGGAGAUGCGCCAGGUACGGCUCGUACGGGGCCUGCAGGCAGUGGAGGCACGGGAGCAGGGCACAGCUACCAUGGAGGUGCAGCUGUCGCAUGCGGACGUGGAGGGCAGCUGGACUCGUGACGGUCUGCGGCUCCAGCAGGGGCCCACGUGCCACCUGGCUGUGCGGGGCCCCAUGCACACCCUCACACUCUCGGGGCUGCGGCCAGAGGAUAGUGGCCUUAUGGUCUUCAAGGCCGAAGGAGUGCACACGUCGGCGCGGCUCGUGGUCACCGAGCUUCCCGUGAGCUUCAGCCGCCCGCUGCAGGACGUGGUGACCACUGAGAAGGAGAAGGUUACCCUGGAGUGCGAGCUGUCACGUCCUAAUGUGGAUGUGCGCUGGCUGAAGGACGGUGUGGAGCUGCGGGCAGGCAAGACGAUGGCCAUCGCAGCCCAGGGCGCCUGCAGGAGCCUCACCAUUUACCGGUGCGAGUUCGCGGAUCAGGGAGUGUAUGUGUGUGAUGCCCAUGAUGCCCAGAGCUCUGCCUCCGUGAAGGUACAAGGCCGCAACAUCCAGAUCGUGAGGCCCCUGGAGGAUGUGGAAGUGAUGGAGAAGGACGGUGCCACCUUCUCCUGUGAGGUCUCCCACGACGAAGUGCCUGGCCAGUGGUUCUGGGAGGGCAGUAAACUGCGGCCUACUGACAACGUGCGCAUCCGCCAGGAAGGAAGGACAUACACUCUCAUCUACCGGAGAGUCCUAGCGGAAGAUGCAGGAGAGAUCCAAUUUGUAGCCGAAAAUGCAGAAUCGCGAGCCCAGCUCCGAGUGAAGGAGCUGCCAGUGACCCUCGUGCGCCCGCUGCGGGACAAGAUUGCCAUGGAGAAGCACCGCGGUGUGCUGGAGUGUCAGGUGUCCCGGGCCAGCGCCCAGGUGCGGUGGUUCAAGGGCAGUCAGGAGCUGCAGCCCGGGCCCAAGUACGAGCUGGUCAGUGAUGGCCUCUACCGCAAGCUGAUCAUCAGUGAUGUCCACACAGAGGACGAGGACACCUACACCUGUGACGCCGGUGAUGUCAAGACCAGUGCACAGUUCUUCGUGGAAGAGCAAUCCAUCACCAUUGUGCGGGGUCUGCAGGACGUGACAGUGAUGGAGCCCGCUCCUGCCUGGUUUGAGUGUGAGACCUCCAUCCCCUCAGUGCGGCCACCUAAGUGGCUCCUGGGGAAGACGGUGUUGCAGGCUGGGGGGAACGUGGGCCUGGAGCAGGAGGGCACGGUGCACCGGCUGAUGCUGCGGCGGACCUGCUCCACCAUGACCGGGCCCGUGCACUUCACCAUUGGCAAGUCUCGCUCCUCUGCCCGCCUGGUGGUCUCAGACAUCCCCGUAGUCCUCACACGGCCGUUGGAGCCCAAGACAGGGCGUGAGCUGCAGUCAGUGGUCCUGUCCUGCGACUUCCGGCCAGCCCCCAAGGCUGUGCAGUGGUACAAGGAUGACACGCCCCUGUCUCCCUCUGAGAAGUUUAAGAUGAGCCUGGAGGGUCAGAUGGCUGAGCUGCGCAUCCUCCGGCUCAUGCCUGCCGAUGCUGGUGUCUACCGGUGCCAGGCGGGCAGCGCCCACAGCAGCACUGAGGUCACUGUGGAAGCGCGGGAGGUGACAGUGACAGGGCCGCUGCAGGAUGCAGAGGCCACGGAGGAGGGCUGGGCCAGCUUCUCCUGUGAGCUGUCCCACGAGGAUGAGGAGGUCGAGUGGUCGCUCAACGGGAUGCCCCUGUACAAUGACAGCUUCCAUGAGAUCUCACACAAGGGCCGGCGCCACACGCUGGUACUGAAGAGCAUCCAGCGGGCUGAUGCGGGCAUAGUACGCGCCUCCUCCCUGAAGGUGUCGACCUCUGCCCGCCUGGAGGUCCGAGUGAAGCCGGUGGUGUUCCUGAAGGCGCUGGAUGACCUGUCCGCAGAGGAGCGCGGCACCCUGGCCCUGCAGUGUGAAGUCUCUAACCCUGAGGCCCAUGUGGUGUGGCGCAAAGAUGGCGUGCAGCUGGGCCCCAGUGACAAGUAUGACUUCCUGCACACGGCAGGCACGCGGGGGCUCGUGGUGCGUGACGUGAGCCCUGAAGACGCCGGCCUGUACACCUGCCACGUGGGCUCCGAGGAGACCCAGGCCCGGGUCAGCGUGCACGAUCUGCACGUGGGCAUCACCAAGAGGCUGAAGACAAUGGAGGUGCUGGAAGGGGAGAGCUGCAGCUUUGAGUGCGUCCUGUCCCAUGAGAGCGCCAGCGACCCGGCCAUGUGGACAGUCGGUGGGAAGACAGUGAGCAGCUCCAGCCGCUUCCAGGCCACACGUCAGGGCCGAAAAUACAUCCUGGUGGUCCGGGAGGCUGCACCAAGUGAUGCCGGGGAGGUGGUCUUCUCUGUGCGGGGCCUCACCUCCAAGGCCUCACUCAUUGUCAGAGAGAGGCCGGCCGCCAUCAUCAAGCCCCUGGAAGACCAGUGGGUGGCGCCAGGGGAGGACGUGGAGCUGCGCUGUGAGCUGUCACGGGCGGGAACGCCCGUGCACUGGCUGAAGAACAGGAAGGCCAUCCGCAAGAGCCAGAAGUAUGAUGUGGUCUGCGAGGGCACGAUGGCCAUGCUGGUCAUCCGCGGGGCCUCGCUCAAGGACGCGGGCGAGUACACGUGUGAGGUGGAGGCUUCCAAGAGCACAGCCAGCCUCCAUGUGGAAGAAAAAGCAAACUGCUUCACAGAGGAGCUGACCAAUCUGCAGGUGGAGGAGAAAGGCACAGCUGUGUUCACGUGCAAGACGGAGCACCCCGCGGCCACAGUGACCUGGCGCAAGGGCCUCUUGGAGCUACGGGCCUCAGGGAAGCACCAGCCCAGCCAGGAGGGCCUGACCCUGCGGCUCACCAUCAGUGCCCUGGAGAAGGCAGACAGCGACACCUAUACCUGCGACAUUGGCCAGGCCCAGUCCCAGGCCCAGCUCCUAGUGCAAGGCCGGAGAGUGCACAUCAUCGAGGACCUGGAGGAUGUGGAUGUGCAGGAGGGCUCCUCGGCCACCUUCCGUUGCCGGAUCUCCCCGGCCAACUACGAGCCUGUGCACUGGUUCCUGGACAAGACACCCCUGCAUGUCAACGAGCUCAAUGAGAUCGAUGCCCAGCCUGGGGGCUACCACGUGCUGACCCUGCGGCAGCUGGCGCUCAAGGACUCGGGCACCAUCUACUUUGAGGCGGGUGACCAGCGGGCCUCGGCCGCCCUGCGGGUCACUGAGAAGCCAAGCGUCUUCUCCUGGGAGCUCACAGAUGCCACCAUCACAGAGGGUGAGGACUUGACCCUGGUGUGCGAGACCAGCACCUGCGACAUUCCUGUGUGCUGGACCAAGGAUGGGAAGACCCUGCGGGGGUCUGCCCGGUGCCAGCUGAGCCAUGAGGGCCACCGGGCCCAGCUGCUCAUCACUGGGGCCACCCUGCAGGACAGUGGACGCUACAAGUGUGAGGCUGGGGGCGCCUGCAGCAGCUCCAUUGUCAGGGUGCAUGCGCGGCCAGUGCGGUUCCAGGAGGCCCUGAAGGACCUGGAGGUGCUGGAGGGUGGUGCUGCCACACUGCGCUGUGUGCUGUCAUCUGUGGCUGCGCCCGUGAAGUGGUGCUUUGGAAACAACGUCCUGAGGCCAGGUGACAAAUACAGCCUACGCCAGGAGGGUGCCAUGCUGGAGCUGGUGGUCCGGAACCUCCGGCCGCAGGACAGCGGGCGGUACUCAUGCUCCUUCGGGGACCAGACUACUUCUGCCACCCUCACAGUGACUGCCCUGCCUGCCCAGUUCAUCGGGAAACUGAGAAACAAGGAGGCCACAGAAGGGGCCACGGCCACGCUGCGGUGUGAGCUGAGCAAGGCAGCCCCUGUGGAGUGGAGAAAGGGGUCCGAGACCCUCAGAGAUGGGGACAGAUACUGUCUGAGGCAGGACGGGGCCAUGUGUGAGCUGCAGAUCCGUGGCCUGGCCAUGGUGGAUGCCGCGGAGUACUCGUGUGUGUGUGGAGAGGAGAGGACCUCAGCCUCACUCACCAUCAGGCCCAUGCCUGCCCACUUCAUAGGAAGACUGAGACACCAAGAGAGCACAGAAGGGGCCACAGCCACGCUGCGGUGUGAGCUGAGCAAGGCGGCCCCCGUGGAGUGGAGGAAGGGGCGUGAGAGCCUCAGAGAUGGGGACAGACACAGCCUGAGGCAGGACGGGGCUGUGUGCGAGCUGCAGAUCUGUGGCCUGGCUAUGGCAGAUGCUGGGGAGUACUCCUGUGUGUGUGGGGAGGAGAGGACCUCUGCCACUCUCACCGUGAAGGCCCUGCCAGCCAAGUUCACAGAGGGUCUGAGGAAUGAAGAGGCCAUGGAAGGGGCCACAGCCAUGUUGUGGUGUGAACUGAGCAAGGUGGCCCCUGUGGAGUGGAGGAAGGGGCCCGAGAACCUCAGAGAUGGGGACAGAUACAUCCUGAGGCAGGAGGGGACCAGGUGUAAGCUGCAGAUCUGUGGCCUGGCCAUGGCGGACGCCGGGGAGUACUUGUGUGUGUGCGGGCAGGAGAGGACCUCAGCCACGCUCACCAUCAGGGCUCUGCCUGCCAGGUUCAUAGAAGAUGUGAAAAACCAGGAGGCCAGAGAAGGGUCCACGGCUGUGCUGCAGUGUGAGCUGAACAGUGCAGCCCCUGUGGAGUGGAGGAAGGGGUCUGAGACCCUUAGAGAUGGGGACAGAUACAGCCUGAGGCAGGACGGGACCAAAUGUGAGCUGCAGAUUCGUGGCCUGGCCAUGGCAGACACUGGGGAGUACUUGUGUGUGUGCGGGCAGGAGAGGACCUCGGCUAUGCUCACCGUCAGGGCUCUACCCAUCAAGUUCACAGAGGGUCUGAGGAACGAAGAGGCCACAGAAGGGGCAACGGCCAUGCUGCGGUGUGAGCUGAGCAAGAUGGCCCCCGUGGAGUGGUGGAAGGGGCAUGAGAUCCUCAGAGAUGGAGACAGACACAGCCUGAGGCAGGACGGGGCCAGGUGUGAGCUGCAGAUCCGCGGCCUCGUGGCAGAGGACGCUGGGGAGUACCUGUGCAUGUGCGGGAAGGAGAGGACCUCAGCCAUGCUCACCGUCACGGCCAUGCCUUCCAAGUUCAUAGAGGGUCUGAGGAAUGAAGAGGCCACAGAAGGGGACACGGCCACGCUGCGGUGUGAGCUGAGCAAGGCGGCACCGGUGGAGUGGAGGAAGGGGCAUGAGACCCUCAGAGACGGGGACAGACACAGCCUGAGGCAGGACGGGUCCAGGUGUGAGCUGCAGAUCCGUGGCCUGGCUGUGGUGGAUGCCGGGGAGUACUCGUGUGUGUGCGGGCAGGAGAGGACCUCAGCCACACUCACUGUCAGGGCCCUGCCUGCCAGAUUCAUAGAAGAUGUGAAAAACCAGGAGGCCAGAGAAGGGGCCACGGCCAUGCUGCAAUGUGAGCUGAGCAAGGCGGCCCCUGUGGAGUGGAGGAAGGGGUCUGAGACCCUCAGAGGUGGGGACAGAUACAGCCUGAGGCAGGAUGGGACCAGAUGUGAGCUGCAGAUUCGUGGCCUGUCCGUGGCAGACGCUGGGGAGUACUCGUGUGUGUGCGGGCAGGAGAGGACCUCGGCCACACUCACCAUCAGGGCCCUGCCUGCACGAUUCACUCAAGAUCUGAAGACCAAGGAGGCCUCAGAAGGGGCCACAGCUACACUGCAGUGUGAGCUGAGCAAGGUGGCCCCUGUGGAAUGGAAGAAGGGUCCUGAGACCCUCAGAGAUGGGGGCAGAUACAGCCUGAAGCAGGAUGGGACGAGGUGUGAGCUGCAGAUCCAUGACCUGUCUGUGGCGGAUGCUGGGGAAUACUCAUGCAUGUGUGGACAAGAGAGGACCUCGGCCACACUCACCGUCAGGGCCCUGCCUGCCAGGUUCACAGAGGGUCUGAGGAAUGAAGAGGCCAUGGAAGGGGCCACAGCCACACUGCAAUGUGAGCUGAGCAAGGCAGCCCCUGUGGAGUGGAGGAAAGGCCUUGAGGCUCUCAGAGAUGGGGACAAAUACAGCCUGAGACAAGACGGGGCUGUGUGUGAGCUGCAGAUUCAUGGCCUGGCUAUGGCAGAUAACGGGGUGUACUCAUGUGUGUGUGGGCAGGAGAGGACCUCAGCUACACUCACUGUCAGGGCCCUGCCUGCCAGAUUCAUAGAGGAUAUGAGAAACCAGAAGGCCACAGAAGGGGCUACAGUCACACUGCAAUGUAAGCUGAGAAAGGCGGCCCCCGUGGAGUGGAGAAAGGGGCCCAGCACCCUCAAAGAUGGGGACAGGUACAGCCUGAAGCAGGAUGGGACCAGUUGUGAGCUGCAGAUUCGUGGCCUGGUCAUAGCAGAUGCUGGAGAAUACUCGUGCAUAUGUGAGCAGGAGAGGACCUCGGCCACGCUCACUGUCAGGGCCCUGCCGGCCAGAUUCAUAGAAGAUGUGAGAAAUCACGAGGCCACAGAAGGGGCCACAGCUGUGCUGCAGUGUGAGCUGAGCAAGGCGGCCCCCGUGGAGUGGCGGAAGGGGUCUGAGACCCUCAGAGAUGGGGACAGAUAUAGCCUGAGGCAGGACGGGACGAGGUGUGAGCUGCAGAUUCGUGGCCUGGCUGUGGAGGACACUGGAGAGUAUUUGUGUGUGUGCGGGCAGGAGAGAACCUCAGCUACACUCACUGUCAGGGCCCUGCCAGCCAGAUUCAUAGACAACAUGACAAACCAGGAGGCCAGAGAAGGGGCCACAGCCACACUGCACUGUGAACUGAGCAAGGUGGCCCCUGUGGAGUGGAGGAAGGGACCUGAAACCCUCCGAGAUGGGGACAGACACAGCCUGAGGCAGGAUGGGACCAGGUGUGAGCUGCAGAUUCGUGGCCUGUCUGUGGCAGAUGCCGGGGAGUACUCGUGCAUGUGUGGGCAGGAGAGGACCUCAGCCACACUCACGAUCAGGGCCCUGCCCGCCAAGUUCACAAAGGGUCUGAGGAAUGAAGAGGCCACAGAAGGGGCCACGGCUAUGUUGCAGUGUGAGCUGAGCAAGGUGGCCCCUGUUGAGUGGAGGAAGGGACCUGAAACCCUCAGAGAUGGGGACAGAUACAACCUGAGGCAGGAUGGGACCAGAUGUGAGCUGCAGAUUCAUGGCCUGUCCGUGGCAGACACUGGGGAGUACUCAUGUGUAUGUGGUCAGGAGAAGACGUCGGCCACUCUCACUGUCAAGGCCCCACAGCCAGUGUUCCGGGAGCCGCUGCAGAGUCUGCAGGCGGAGGAGGGCUCCACGGCCACCCUGCAGUGUGAGCUGUCUGAGCCCACUGCUACAGUGGUCUGGAGCAAGGGUGGCCUGCAGCUGCAGGCCAAUGGGCGCCGGGAGCCACGGCUUCAGGGCUGCACCGCGGAGCUGGUGUUACGGGACCUACAACGUGAAGACACUGGCGAAUACACUUGCACCUGUGGCUCCCAGGCCACCAGUGCCACCCUCACUGUCACAGCUGCGCCUGUGCGGUUCCUCCAAGAGCUGCAGCCCCAGGAGGUGGAUGAGGGAGGCACUGCACACUUACGCUGCGAGCUGAGCCGGGCGGGUGCGAGCGUGGAGUGGCGCAAGGGCUCCCUACAGCUCUUCCCUUGUGCCAAGUACCAGAUGGUGCAGGAUGGUGCAGCUGCAGAGCUGCUGGUACGCGGAGUGGAGCAGGAGGAUGCGGGUGACUACACGUGCGACACGGGCCACACGCAGAGCAUGGCCAGCCUCUCUGUCCGUGUCCCCAGGCCCAAGUUCAAGACCCGGCUUCAGAGUCUGGAGCAGGAGACAGGUGACAUAGCCCGGCUGUGCUGUCAGCUGAGUGAUGCAGAGUCGGGGGCCGUGGUGCAAUGGCUCAAGGAGGGCGUGGAGCUGCAUGCAGGCCCCAAGUACGAGAUGCGGAGCCAGGGGGCCACGCGGGAGCUGCUGAUCCACCAACUGGAGGCCAAGGACACGGGCGAGUAUGCCUGUGUGACAGGCGGCCAGAAAACCGCUGCCUCCCUCAGGGUCACAGAGCCUGAGGUGACCAUUGUACGGGGGCUGGUUGAUGCGGAGGUGACGGCCGAUGAGGAUGUUGAGUUCAGCUGUGAGGUGUCCAGGGCUGGAGCCACAGGCGUGCAGUGGUGCCUACAGGGCCUGCCACUGCAAAGCAAUGAGGUGACAGAGGUGGCUGUGCGGGAUGGCCGCAUCCACACCCUGCGGCUGAAGGGCGUGACGCCCGAGGACGCUGGCACUGUCUCCUUCCAUUUGGGAAACCGUGCUUCCUCUGCCCAGCUCACCGUCAGAGGUAGCCACAGGCGGGCCCCACCAGUGACUGCAUGGGCUCCUGAGGUGACCAUCCUGGAGCCCCUGCAGGACGUGCAGCUCAGUGAGGGCCAGGAUGCCAGCUUCCAGUGCCGGCUAUCCAGAGCUUCAGGCCAGGAGGCCCGCUGGGCUUUAGGAGGGGUGCCCCUGCAGGCCAACGAGAUGAAUGACAUCACUGUGGAGCAGGGCACACUCCACCUGCUCACCCUGCACAAGGUGACCCUUGAGGAUGCUGGAACUAUCAGUUUCCACGUGGGCACGUGUAGCUCUGAGGCCCAGCUGAAAGUCACAGAGGCAGUGCCGUGCCUGGUACGUGGCUUGCAGAAUGUGGAUGUCUUCGCGGGGGAGGUGGCCACGUUCUCCUGUGAGGUGUCUCACGCGGGUGGGCCGGAGGCCCGCUGGUGGCUGGAUGGGACCCUGCUACAGGAUGGCCCCCAGAGCGCCAUCACUGUGCGAGAUGGGAUCUUUCACUCCCUCAUGCUCUCAGGCCUGGGGGUGGCCGACUCCGGCACUGUCACCUUCCGCGCAGGGCCCCUGGUCUCCACGGCCAAGUUGUUGAUCAAAGAUCCUGUGGUGGAGGUGGUCAGUGCCAUGCAGGACUUGGCCGUGGAGGAGGGUGGCUCGGCCGAGCUCCUCUGCCAGUAUUCACAGCCCGUGCAGGCCACGUGGAAGAUGGACGAGCGGGAGGUGCGCACAGAUGGGCACCGUGUCAUCAUAGAGCAGGACUGGAACGUGGCCAGGCUGACCUUCAGGCCGGCCUUGCCCUGUGACAGUGGCAUCUAUUCUUGUGAGGCUGCGGGCACCCGCGUAGUGGCCCUGCUGCAAGUGCAAGCCAAGAACACGGUGGUGCGGGGGCUGGAGAACGUGGAGGCGCUGGAGGGCGGCGAGGCGCUGUUCGAGUGCCAGCUGUCCCAGCCCGAGGUGGCCGCCCACACCUGGCUGCUGGACGACGAACCCGUGCGCACCUCGGAGAACGCCGAGGUGGUCUUCUUCGAGAACGGUCUGCGCCACCUGCUGCUGCUCAAAAACUUGCGGCCACAAGACAGCUGCCGGGUGACCUUCCUGGCUGGGGAUAUGGUGACGUCCGCAUUCCUCACUGUCCGAGGCUGGCGCCUGGAGAUCCUGGAGCCUCUGAAAAAUGCGGCGGUCCGGGCCGGCGCGCAGGCCCACUUCACCUGCACGCUCAGCGAGGCGGUGCCCGUGGGAGAGGCGUCCUGGUACAUCAAUGGCGCGGCAGUGCAGCCGGAUGACAGCGACUGGACUGUCACCGCCGACGGCAGUCACCACGCCCUACUGCUGCGCAGCGCCCAGCCCCACCACGCCGGGGAGGUCACCUUCGCUUGCCACGACGCCGUGGCCUCUGCGCGGCUCACCGUGCUGGGCCUCCCUGAUCCCCCAGAGGAUGCUGAGGUGGUGGCUCGCAGCAGCCACACUGUGACACUGUCUUGGGCAGCUCCCAUGAGUGAUGGAGGCGGUGGUCUCUGUGGCUACCGCGUGGAGGUGAAGGAGGGGGCCACAGGCCAGUGGCGGCUGUGCCACGAGCUGGUGCCUGGACCCGAGUGUGUAGUGGAUGGCCUGGCCCCCGGGGAGACCUACCGCUUCCGUGUGGCAGCUGUGGGCCCUGUGGGUGCUGGGGAACCGGUUCACCUGCCUCAGACAGUGCGGCUUGCAGAGCCACCGAAGCCUGUGCCUCCCCAGCCCUCAGCCCCUGAGAGCCGGCAGGUGGCAGCUGGUGAGGAUGUCUGUCUGGAGCUUGAGGUGGUGGCUGAGGCUGGCGAGGUCAUCUGGCACAAGGGAAUGGAGCGCAUCCAGCCUGGUGGGCGGUUCGAGGUGGUCUCCCAGGGUCGGCAACAGAUGCUGGUGAUCAAGGGCUUCACGGCAGAAGACCAGGGCGAGUACCACUGUGGCCUGGCUCAGGGCUCCAUCUGCCCUGCGGCUGCCACCUUCCAGGUGGCACUGAGCCCAGCCUCUGUGGAUGAGGCCCCUCCUCAGCCCAGCUUGCCCCCCGAGGCAGCCCAGGAGGGUGACCUGCACCUACUGUGGGAGGCCCUGGCUCGGAAACGUCGCAUGAGCCGUGAGCCCACGCUGGACUCCAUUAGCGAGCUGCCAGAGGAAGACGGCCGCUCGCAGCGCCUGCCACAGGAGGCAGAGGAGGUGGCACCUGAUCUCUCUGAAGGCUACUCCACGGCCGAUGAGCUGGCCCGCACUGGAGAUGCUGACCUCUCACACACCAGCUCUGAUGAUGAGUCCCGGGCAGGCACCCCUUCCCUGGUCACCUACCUCAAGAAGGCUGGGAGGCCAGGCACCUCACCACUGGCCAGCAAGGUUGGGGCCCCAGCAGCCCCCUCUGUGAAGCCACAGCAGCAGCAGGAGCCACUGGCUGCUGUGCGCCCACCACUGGGAGACCUGAGCACCAAAGACCUGGGUGAUCCCUCAAUGGACAAGGCAGCUGUGAAGAUCCAGGCUGCCUUUAAGGGCUACAAGGUCCGGAAGGAGAUGAAGCAGCAGGAAGGGCCCAUGUUCUCCCACACAUUUGGGGACACCGAGGCACAGGUGGGGGAUGCUCUGCGGCUGGAGUGUGUCGUGGCCAGCAAGGCAGAUGUGCGAGCCCGCUGGCUGAAGGAUGGUGUGGAGCUGACCGAUGGGCGGCACCAUCACAUCGACCAGCUUGGGGAUGGCACCUGCUCUCUGCUGAUCACUGGCCUGGGCCGUGCUGAUGCUGGCUGCUACACCUGUCAGGUGAGCAACAAGUUUGGCCAGGUGGUCCACAGUGCCUGUGUGGUGGUCAGUGGGACAGAGAGUGAAGCCGAGAGCUCCUCUGGGGGUGAGCUGGAUGAUACCUUCCGCCGGGCUGCCCGGCGGCUGCACCGGCUCUUCUGCACCAAGAGUCCGGCUGAAGUUUCAGAUGAGGAGCUCUUCCUGAGUGCAGACGAGGGCCCUGCAGAGCCAGAGGAGCCCGCGGACUGGCAGACAUACCGCGAAGAUGAGCAUUUCAUCUGCAUCCGUUUUGAGGCGCUCACUGAGGCCCGCCAGGCGGUAACUCGCUUCCAGGAGAUGUUUGCCACACUGGGCAUUGGGGUGGAGAUAAAGCUGGUGGAACAGGGGCCUCGGAGGGUAGAGAUGCGCAUCAGCAAAGAGACCCCUGCCCCUGUGGUGCCUCCAGAGCCAUUGCCCAGCCUACUGACUUCUGAUGCUGCCCCAGUGUUCCUGACUGAGUUGCAGAACCAAGAAGUGCAGGAUGGGUAUCCUGUGAGCUUUGACUGCGUGGUGACAGGUCAGCCCAUGCCCAGUGUGCGCUGGUUCAAGGAUGGGAAGUUGUUGGAGGAGGAUGAUCACUACAUGAUUAAUGAAGACCAACAGGGUGGCCAUCAGCUCAUCAUCACAGCCGUGGUGCCAGCAGACAUGGGCGUCUACCGCUGCCUGGCCGAGAACAGCAUGGGUGUCUCCUCCACCAAGGCUGAGCUCCGUGUGGACUUGACAAGCACAGACUAUGACACUGCAGCAGAUGCCACGGAGUCCUCAUCCUACUUCAGUGCCCAAGGCUACCUGUCCAGCCGGGAGCAGGAGGGAACAGAGUCCACCACUGAUGAGGGCCAGCUGCCCCAGGUGGUGGAGGAGCUGAGAGACCUCCAGGUGGCCCCUGGCACACGCCUGGCCAAGUUCCAGCUCAAGGUGAAAGGCUACCCUGCUCCCAGAUUAUACUGGUUCAAAGAUGGCCAGCCCCUGACCGCAUCUGCCCACAUCCGCAUGACUGACAAGAAGAUCCUGCACACCCUGGAGAUCAUCUCCGUCACCCGGGAGGACUCUGGCCAGUAUGCAGCCUACAUCAGCAAUGCCAUGGGUGCUGCCUACUCGUCUGCCCGGCUGCUGGUUCGAGGCCCUGAUGAGCCAGAAGAGAAGCCUGCAUCAGAUGUGCAUGAGCAGCUGGUGCCGCCCCGAAUGCUGGAGAGGUUCACCCCCAAGAAAGUGAAGAAAGGCUCCAGCAUCACCUUCUCUGUGAAGGUAGAAGGACGCCCGGCGCCCACCGUGCACUGGCUCAGGGAGGAGGCUGAGAGAGGCGUGCUGUGGAUUGGCCCUGACACACCGGGCUACACCGUGGCCAGCUCUGCGCAGCAGCACAGCCUGGUCCUGCUGGACGUGGGCCGGCAGCACCAGGGCACCUACACAUGCAUUGCCAGCAACGCUGCCGGCCAGGCCCUCUGCUCCGCCAGCCUGCACGUCUCGGGCCUGCCUAAGGUGGAGGAGCAGGAGAAAGUGAAGGAAGCGCUGAUUUCCACUUUCCUGCAGGGGACCACACAAGCCAUCUCAGCACAGGGGUUGGAAACUGCGAGUUUUGCUGACCUUGAUGGGCAGAGGAAAGAAGAGCCUCUGGCUGCCAAGGAGGCCCUCGGCCACCUGUCCCUCACUGAGGUGGGCACAGAGGAGUUCCUGCAGAAACUGACCUCCCAGAUCACUGAGAUGGUAUCGGCCAAGAUCACGCAGGCCAAGCUGCAGGUGCCUGGAGGUGACAGUGAUGAGGACUCCAAGACACCAUCUGCAUCCCCCCGCCAUGGCCGAUCACGGCCAUCCUCCAGCAUCCAGGAGUCUUCCUCAGAGUCAGAGGACGGCGAUGCCCGAGGCGAGAUCUUUGACAUCUACGUGGUCACCGCUGACUACCUGCCCCUAGGGGCUGAGCAGGAUGCCAUCGCGCUGCGGGAAGGCCAGUAUGUGGAGGUCCUAGAUGCAGCCCACCCACUGCGCUGGCUUGUCCGCACCAAGCCCACCAAGUCCAGCCCCUCACGGCAGGGCUGGGUGUCACCAGCCUACCUGGACAGGAGGCUCAAGCUGUCACCUGAGUGGGGGGCCGCCGAGGCCCCUGAGUUCCCUGGGGAGGCUGUGUCUGAAGACGAAUACAAGGCAAGGCUGAGCUCUGUGAUCCAGGAGCUGCUGAGUUCUGAGCAGGCCUUCGUGGAGGAGCUGCAGUUCCUGCAGAGCCACCACCUGCAGCACCUGGAGCGCUGCCCCCACGUGCCCGCAGCCGUGGCCGGCCAGAAGGCAGUCAUCUUUCGCAAUGUGCGGGACAUCGGCCGCUUCCACAGCAGCAGCUUCCUGCAGGAGCUGCAGCAGUGCGACACGGACGACGACGUGGCCAUGUGCUUCAUCAAGAACCAGGCGGCCUUUGAGCAGUACCUGGAGUUCCUGGUGGGGCGUGUGCAGGCUGAGUCGGUGGUCGUCAGCACGGCCAUCCAGGAGUUCUACAAGAAAUACGCGGAGGAGUCCCUGUUGGCAGGGGACCCCUCUCAGCCCCCGCCACCACCUCUGCAGCACUACCUGGAGCAGCCAGUGGAGCGGGUGCAGCGCUACCAGGCCUUGCUGAAGGAGCUGAUCCGCAACAAGGCGCGGAACAGACAGAACUGCGCGCUGCUGGAGCAGGCCUAUGCCGUGGUGUCUGCCCUGCCACAGCGUGCUGAGAACAAGCUGCACGUGUCCCUCAUGGAGAACUACCCAGGCACCCUGGAGGCCCUGGGCGAGCCCAUCCGCCAGGGCCACUUCAUCGUGUGGGAGGGUGCACCGGGGGCCCGCAUGCCCUGGAAGGGCCACAACCGUCACGUGUUCCUCUUCCGCAACCACCUGGUAAUCUGCAAGCCCCGGCGAGACUCCCGCACCGAUACCUUCAGCUACGUGUUCCGGAACAUGAUGAAGCUGAGCAGCAUCGACCUGAACGACCAGGUGGAGGGGGAUGACCGCGCCUUCGAGGUGUGGCAGGAGCGGGAGGACUCGGUGCGCAAGUACCUGCUGCAGGCACGGACAGCCAUUAUCAAGAGCUCGUGGGUGAAGGAGAUCUGUGGCAUCCAGCAGCGUCUGGCCCUGCCUGUGUGGCGGCCCCCGGACUUUGAAGAGGAGCUGGCCGACUGCACAGCCGAGCUGGGUGAGACAGUCAAGCUGGCCUGCCGCGUGACGGGCACACCCAAGCCUGUCAUCAGCUGGUACAAAGAUGGGAAACCAGUGCAGGUGGACCCCCACCACAUCCUCAUUGAAGACCCUGAUGGCUCGUGUGCACUCAUCCUGGACAGCCUGACCGGUGUGGACUCUGGCCAGUACAUGUGCUUCGCGGCCAGCGCCGCUGGCAACUGCAGUACCCUGGGCAAGAUCCUGGUGCAAGUCCCACCACGGUUCGUGAACAAGGUCCGGGCCUCACCCUUUGUGGAGGGAGAGGACGCCCAGUUCACCUGCACCAUCGAAGGCGCCCCGUACCCGCAGAUCAGGUGGUACAAGGACGGGGCCCUGCUGACCACUGGCAACAAGUUCCAGACACUGAGUGAGCCUCGCAGCGGCCUGCUAGUGCUGGUGAUCCGGGCGGCCGGCAAGGAGGACCUGGGGCUCUACGAGUGUGAGCUGGUGAACCGGCUGGGCUCCGCACGGGCUAGUGCGGAGCUGCGCAUUCAGAGCCCCACGCUGCAGGCCCGGGAGCAGUGUCACAGGGAGCAGCUCGUGGCUGCAGUGGAAGACACCACCCUGGAGCGAGCGGACCAGGAGAUCACAUCUGUCCUGAAGAGACUGCUGGGCCCCAAGGCGCCAGGCCCCUCCACAGGGGACCUCACUGGCCCUGGCCCCUGCCCCAGGGGGGCACCCGCACUCCAGGAAACCAGCUCCCAGCCCCCAGUCACCAGAACUUCGGAGGCACCUGCAGCCAUGCCCCCGAGGGUGCCACAGCCCCUCCUCCACAAAGGCCCAGAGCAGGAGCCGGAGGCCAUUGCCAGAGCCCAGGAAUGGACUGUGCCCAUUCGGAUGGAGGGUGCAGCCUGGCCCGGGGCAGGCACAGGGGAGCUGCUCUGGGACGUCCACAGCCACGUGGUCACAGAGACCACACAGAGGACCUACACAUACCAGGCCAUCGACACGCACACCGCACGGCCCCCAUCCAUGCAGGUAACCAUCGAGGAUGUGCAGGCACAGACAGGCGGAACGGCCCAAUUCGAGGCUAUCAUUGAGGGCGACCCACAGCCCUCGGUGACCUGGUACAAGGACAGCGUCCAGCUGGUGGACAGCACCCGGCUUAGCCAGCAGCAAGAAGGCACCACAUACUCCCUGGUGCUGAGGCAUGUGGCCUCGAAGGAUGCCGGCGUUUACACCUGCCUGGCCCAAAACGCUGGUGGCCAGGUACUCUGCAAGGCAGAGCUGCUGGUGCUUGGGGGGGACAAUGAGCUGGACUCAGAGAAGCAAAGCCACCGGAGGAAGCUGCACUCCUUCUAUGAGGUCAAGGAGGAGAUUGGAAGGGGCGUGUUUGGCUUCGUAAAAAGAGUGCAGCACAAAGGAAACAAGAUCUUGUGCGCUGCCAAGUUCAUCCCCCUACGGAGCAGAACUCGGGCCCAGGCAUACAGGGAGCGAGACAUCCUGGCCGCGCUGAGCCACCCGCUGGUCACGGGGCUGCUGGACCAGUUUGAGACCCGCAAGACCCUCAUCCUCAUUCUGGAGCUGUGCUCAUCCGAGGAGCUGCUGGACCGCCUGUUCAGGAAGGGUGUGGUGACGGAGGCCGAGGUCAAGGUCUACAUCCAGCAGCUGGUGGAGGGGCUGCACUACCUGCACAGCCAUGGCGUUCUCCACCUGGACAUAAAGCCCUCUAACAUCCUGAUGGUGCAUCCUGCCCGGGAAGACAUUAAAAUCUGCGACUUCGGCUUUGCCCAGAACAUCACCCCAGCAGAGCUGCAGUUCAGCCAGUACGGCUCCCCUGAGUUCGUCUCCCCCGAGAUCAUCCAGCAGAACCCUGUGAGCGAAGCCUCCGACAUUUGGGCCAUGGGUGUCAUCUCCUACCUCAGCCUGACCUGCUCAUCCCCAUUUGCCGGCGAGAGUGACCGUGCCACCCUCCUGAACGUCCUGGAGGGGCGCGUGUCAUGGAGCAGCCCCAUGGCUGCCCACCUCAGCGAAGAUGCCAAAGACUUCAUCAAGGCUACGCUGCAGAGAGCCCCUCAGGCCCGGCCUAGUGCGGCCCAGUGCCUCUCCCACCCCUGGUUCCUGAAAUCCAUGCCUGCGGAGGAGGCCCACUUCAUCAACACCAAGCAGCUCAAGUUCCUCCUGGCCCGAAGUCGCUGGCAGCGUUGCCUGAUGAGCUACAAGUCCAUCCUGGUGAUGCGCUCCAUCCCUGAGCUACUGCAGGGCCCACCCGACAGCCCCUCCCUCGGCGUAGCCCGGCACCUCUGCAGGGACACUGGUGGCUCCUCCAGUUCCUCCUCCUCCUCUGACAACGAGCUCGCCCCAUUUGCCCGGGCUAAGUCACUGCCACCCUCCCCGGUGACGCACUCACCACUGCUGCACCCCCGGGGCUUCCUGCGGCCCUCGGCCAGCCUGCCUGAGGAAGCCGAGGCCGGUGAGCACUCCACCGAGGCCCCAGCUCCGCCUGCAUCUCCCGAGGGUGCCAGGCCACCGGCCGCCCAGGGCUGCGUGCCCCGGCACAGCGUCAUCCGCAGCCUGUUCUACCAGCAGGCGGGUGAGAGCCCUGAGCACGGGGCCCUUGCCCUGGGGAGCAGGCGGCACCCGGCCCGGCGGCGGCACCUGCUGAAGGGCGGGUACAUUGCGGGGGCGCUGCCAGGCCUGCGCGAGCCACUGAUGGAGCACCGCGUGCUGGAGGAGGAGGCCGCCAGGGAGGAGCAGGCCACCCUCCUGGCCAAAGCCCUCUCAUUCGAGACUGCCCCCCGGCUGCCUGCCUCUGGCACCCACUUGGCCCCUGGCCACAGCCACUCCCUGGAACAUGAGUCUCCGAGCACCCCCCGCCCCUCCUCGAAGGCCUUCGGUGAGGCACAGCGACUGCCUUCAGCCCCCUCCGGGGGGGCCCCUAUCAGGGACAUGGGGCACACUCAGGGCUCCAAGCAGCUUCCAUCCACUGGUGGCCACCCAGGCACUGCUCAGCCAGAGAGGCCAUCCCCGGACAGCCCUUGGGGGCAGCCAGCCCCUUUCUGCCACCCCAAGCAGGGUUCUGCCCCCCAGGAGGGCUGCAGCCCCCACCCAGCAGUUGUCCCAUGCCCUCCUGGCUCCUUCCCUCCAGGAUCUUGCAAAGAGGCCCCCUUAGUACCCUCAAGCCCCUUCUUGGGACAGCCCCAGGCACCCCCUGCCCCUGCCAAAGCAAGCCCCCCAUUGGACUCUAAGAUGGGGCCUGGAGACAUCUCUCUUCCCGGGAGGCCAAAACCCGGCCCCUGCAGUUCCCCAGGGUCAGCCUCCCAGGCGAGCUCUUCCCAAGUGAGCUCCCUCAGGGUGGGCUCCUCCCAGGUGGGCACAGAGCCUGGCCCCUCCCUGGACGCUGAGGGCUGGUCCCAGGAGGCUGAGGAUCUGUCCGACUCCACACCCACCUUGCAGCGGCCUCAGGAACAGGCGACCAUGCGGAAGUUCUCCCUGGGUGGUCGUGGGGGCUACGCAGGCGUGGCUGGCUAUGGCACCUUUGCCUUUGGUGGAGAUGCAGGGGGCAUGCUGGGGCAGGGGCCCAUGUGGGCCAGGAUAGCCUGGGCUGUGUCCCAGUCGGAGGAGGAGGAGCAGGAGGAGGCCAGGGCUGAGUCCCAGUCGGAGGAGCAGCAAGAGGAGGCCAGGGCUGAGAGCCCACUGCCCCAGGUCAGUGCAAGGCCUGUGCCUGAGGUCGGCAGGGCUCCCGCCAGGAGCUCUCCAGAGCCCACCCCAUGGGAGGACAUCGGGCAGGUCUCCUUGGUGCAGAUCCGGGACCUGUCAGGUGAUGCGGAGGCGGCCGACACAAUAUCCCUGGACAUUUCCGAGGUGGACCCCGCCUACCUCAACCUCUCAGACCUGUACGAUAUCAAGUACCUCCCAUUCGAGUUUAUGAUCUUCAGGAAAGUCCCCAAGUCCGCUCAGCCAGAGCCGCCCUCCCCCAUGGCUGAGGAGGAGCUGGCCGAGUUCCCGGAGCCCACGUGGCCCUGGCCAGGUGAACUGGGCCCCCACGCAGGCCUGGAGAUCACAGAGGAGCCAGAGGAUGUGGACGCGCUGCUGGUGGAGGCUGCCGUGGGCAGGAAGCGCAAGUGGUCCUCGCCGUCACGCAGCCUCUUCCACUUCCCUGGGAGGCACCUGCCGCUGGACGAGCCUGCAGAGUUGGGGCUGCGUGAGAGAGUGAAGGCCUCCGUGGAGCACAUCUCCUGGAUCCUGAAGGGCAGGCCGGAAGGUCUGGAGAAGGAGGGGCCCCCCAGGAAGAAGCCAGGCCUUGCUUCCUUCCGGCUCUCAGGUCUGAAGAGCUGGGACCGAGCGCCGACAUUCCUAAGGGAGCUCUCAGAUGAGACUGUGGUCCUGGGCCAGUCAGUGACACUGGCCUGCCAGGUGUCAGCCCAGCCAGCUGCCCAGGCCACCUGGAGCAAAGACGGAGCCCCCCUGGAGAGCAGCAGCCGUGUCCUCAUCUCUGCCACCCUCAAGAACUUCCAGCUUCUGACCAUCCUGGUGGUGGUGGCUGAGGACCUGGGUGUGUACACCUGCAGCGUGAGCAAUGCGCUGGGGACAGCAACCACCACGGGCGUCCUCCGGAAGGCAGAGCGCCCCUCAUCUUCGCCAUGCCCCGAUAUCGGGGAGGUGUACGCGGAUGGGGUGCUGCUGGUCUGGAAGCCCGUGGAAUCCUACGGCCCUGUGACCUACAUUGUGCAGUGCAGCCUAGAAGGCGGCAGCUGGACCACACUGGCCUCCGACAUCUUUGACUGCUGCUACCUGACCAGCAAGCUCUCCCGGGGUGGCACCUACACCUUCCGCACGGCAUGUGUCAGCAAGGCAGGAAUGGGUCCCUACAGCAGCCCCUCGGAGCAAGUCCUCCUGGGAGGGCCCAGCCACCUGGCCUCUGAGGAGGAGAGCCAGGGGCGGUCAGCCCAACCCCUGCCCAGCACAAAGACCUUCGCAUUCCAGACACAGAUCCGGAGGGGCCGCUUCAGUGUGGUGCGGCAGUGCUGGGAGAAGGCCAGCGGGCGGGCGCUGGCUGCCAAGAUCAUCCCCUACCACCCCAAGGACAAGACAGCAGUGCUGCGCGAAUACGAGGCCCUCAAGGGCCUGCGCCACCCGCACCUGGCCCAGCUGCACGCAGCCUACCUCAGCCCCCGGCACCUGGUGCUCAUCUUGGAGCUGUGCUCUGGGCCCGAGCUGCUCCCCUGCCUGGCCGAGAGGGCCUCCUACUCAGAAUCCGAGGUGAAGGACUACCUGUGGCAGAUGCUGAGCGCCACACAGUACCUGCACAACCAGCACAUCCUGCACCUGGACCUGAGGUCCGAGAACAUGAUCAUCACCGAAUACAACCUGCUCAAGGUCGUGGACCUGGGCAAUGCACAGAGCCUCAGCCAGGAGAAGGUGCUGCCCUCAGAGAAGUUCAAGGACUACCUAGAGACCAUGGCUCCAGAGCUCCUGGAGGGCCAGGGGGCUGUUCCACAGACAGACAUCUGGGCCAUCGGUGUGACAGCCUUCAUCAUGCUGAGCGCCGAGUACCCGGUGAGCAGCGAGGGUGCACGCGACCUGCAGAGAGGACUGCGCAAGGGGCUGGUCCGGCUGAGCCGCUGCUACGCGGGGCUGUCGGGGGGCGCCGUGGCCUUCCUGCGCAGCACUCUGUGCGCCCAGCCCUGGGGCCGGCCCUGCGCGUCCAGCUGCCUGCAGUGCCCGUGGCUAACAGAGGAGGGCCCGGCCUGUUCGCGGCCAGCGCCCGUGACCUUCCCUACCGCGCGGCUGCGCGUCUUCGUGCGCAAUCGCGAGAAGAGACGCGCGCUGCUGUACAAGAGGCACAACCUGGCCCAGGUGCGCUGAGGGUCGCCCCGGCCGCACCCUUGGUCUCCCCGCUGGGGGUCGCUGCAGACGCGCCAAUAAAAACGCACAGCCGGGCGAGAAGU
This is a messenger RNA of Pan troglodytes (chimpanzee), 27631 nucleotides long. It is a transcript of the gene OBSCN, whose product is annotated as obscurin, cytoskeletal calmodulin and titin-interacting RhoGEF. The record is from RefSeq and is a predicted model, not a curated record. Lineage: Eukaryota; Metazoa; Chordata; Mammalia; Primates; Hominidae. The coding region runs from base 183 to 27548 and encodes 9121 amino acids. Gene Ontology annotation, molecular function: protein kinase activity; ATP binding; protein binding. Gene Ontology annotation, biological process: protein phosphorylation. The transcript is spliced from 118 exons.